AUGACGAAGAACGAAAUCGACGGCUCGGAAAAGUACGAUGUCGAUCUGAUGCAGGAUGUGCCCCAGACCCACCUCGCCCCUGAGCAGGAGGGUUUGAAGCGUGAUCUUCGUCUUCGCCACAUGAUCAUGAUUGCUGUUUCGGGAACCAUCGGUACCGGUCUCUUCUUGACCUCCGGAAACACCAUCGCCACCGCCGGACCUGGUGGUGCUUUGCUCGCAUACGUCUUGAUCGGUCUCUGGUUGGUCUUUGUCUGCCAGGCUAUCGGUGAGGUUGCCACCCUUCUCCCCCUCCCCGGUGCAUUCAACGCCUGGGGUGCCCGUGUCUUUGACGAGGCCCUUUCCUUCCAGAUGACUUGGAUGUACUUCAUCAACUGGGCUUUGACCAUUCCCGCAGAGUUGGCUGCCGCCGCUGUCAUUGUCGAGUUCUGGAUUGGCAAGGAUUCGUCUUUCCCUUCCUGGGUCGUUCCUCUCAUCAUCAUUCUCAUCAUGAUUGUGAUCAACGUUACUGGAGUGAAAGCAUAUGGUGAGAUCGAAUACUGGCUGUCCAUCUUGAAGGUUUUUACCAUCUUGAUGUUCAUCGUCUGCGGUAUCCUCGUCGACGCCGGUGCUAUCGGUGGUGUCACUUAUGGUUUGAAGUCCUGGUCGCACGGCGAUGCUCCUUUCGUCGGUGGCUUCCUUGCCUUUGUCAAGGUCCUUGUCUCUGUCGGUUACGCCUAUGGUGGUUCCGAGAUGACCGGUGUUACCGCUGCCGAGUCCCGCAACCCCCACAAGCACGUUCCUAAGGCCGUCAACACUGUCUUGAUCCGCAUUGCUGGUUUCUACAUCUCGUCCGUCUUCUUGCUCGGAGCCAUCGUCAACUACGAUGAUCCCGCCCUCCAGAACUCUGAAAAGUCUGCUGCCAAGGCCCCCUUCACUCUCGUCUUUGUCAAGGCCGGAAUCAACGCUGCUGCCAAUUACAUGAACGCCGUCGUCUUCACCUCCAUCUUCUCGGCCAUCAACUCUGACUUCUACGUCGCCACCCGCAUGUUGCUGUCACUCGCCCGUAACGGCUGGGCCCACAAGUCGAUCGGUUACACCAACUCUCGCGGUGUCCCCAUGGUCGCUCUUGCCAUUGUCACCUCGUGCUCGUGCUUGUCCUUGGUCACCAUCUUCGUCGGAUCCGGUGUCGUCUUCAGCUGGUUCGUCUCCAUCAUCGGUUCCAUCAUUUUCCAGUCCUGGAUCUUGAUUCUUCUCAUCCACUUCCGUUUCCGUUACUGCUGGAAGGCACAAGGUCGCGCCGUCAAUGACCUCCCCUACGUCUCCUGGGGCUACCCUUACGGCAACAUCAUUGCCACCUUCAUCGGUAUCUGCUGCAUCAUUGGAACUUGCUACCUGUCUGUCAUUGACCCUCCUGUUAACCCCGGUGAUGGUGCCACUGAGGAGGCUAUCAAGGCGUUCAAGGCUGCUCGUGACGGAUAUGCCCAGGGUCUCUUGGGUGCCUGGUUCCCCUGGGUCCUGUCUGCCAUCCUCUUCUUCUCCUACAAGUACACCCGUGGCACCAAGUUGGUCAAGGCCGAGGAGGCCGAUCUCGACACUGGUCGCUUCAUUCCCUCCGAGUCUGACAAAGAGGACUUGGAGGUCAAGGGUCCCAUCUGGAAGCGUGCCCUCAAGUUCAUCAUCUAA
This is a messenger RNA of Linnemannia hyalina, 1662 nucleotides long. NCBI's taxonomy places the organism in Eukaryota, Fungi, Mortierellomycota, Mortierellomycetes, Mortierellales, Mortierellaceae. The record is from the annotation of a GenBank genome assembly.